AUGCGAGCCGCCCACAGGCACGCAUGCCGGCCCCCGCAGCACGUCCGCGCGCCGCCCGCAGUGGUCCGCGAGCGCGCCCGCGGACGCGUGCAUGCGCCCCGCAAAGGGGACGCGAGCCGCCCCGCACUGGGUCCGGCGAGCAGCGCGAAGGUGGCAGUGCGAGCCGCCCCGCAGGGGGCACGGCGUGCCGACUGCGUGGGUCCGCGAGCGAGCCCGCAGGCGCUCGCUCAAAUCGGCAAGCAUCGUUCUCGCCCGGCUUCGCCCUCUCAGUUGGGGCAGCAAUCAGAUGAGCGAGUUCAGGGGUCUCCUCUAGGUCCUUCGGCUCGGACAGAUAAGGGUAAAGCACCCGCGGUCGCUCCUUCUCAGGUAGAGCUGGCGGAUUCUGGGGUUGGUGCAGGCGCGCAGCCAGUAACCGUUGGGGUACAGGACAGGCGCAGCUCUCGGGGGGCUGGCCUCCAGUGCAGGCAUGGGCUCAGUGACUCAGAGCCGCCAGUAGUGGCCACAGGCGCUAAGGAUGGGUCUCUCGUUGGCUAG
Molecule: messenger RNA, 534 nt
Organism: Dovyalis caffra
Lineage: Eukaryota; Viridiplantae; Streptophyta; Magnoliopsida; Malpighiales; Salicaceae
Source: the annotation of a GenBank genome assembly